Messenger RNA from Nerophis lumbriciformis (worm pipefish), 1101 nucleotides. The record is from RefSeq and is a predicted model, not a curated record. NCBI's taxonomy places the organism in Eukaryota, Metazoa, Chordata, Actinopteri, Syngnathiformes, Syngnathidae.
AUGACCCUUGUCUUGUCCAUGAAUCCUUUCACGGAACCAGAGGGAGAACCUCCCCUCACAACAUAUCCACCUUUAUGGAAAACAGAGCGCUGCAGUAAGACAUGCCUGUCAAAUACCACCCCACCCGGCCACACUGAAUACCGGAUGAAACAAGCUCCUUUUCGACAGCUUCCUGACAAUGUGUCAAUAUCAAGAAUUGCAUACUUCAAGAGGAAGUUUAUUGAUGAUGAUGAAGCGUCAUUAGGUUUCAGGACAUACUGCCAGAAUGUGGCACCCGUUUUGGAGGAGCGGGCCUACGUGCUGCGUCUCUCUCUGGAGAAGAUGAGGUUCAUUGACGACCCCGAGGCUUUCUUACGACGCUCCGUCCUUGUUAACAACCUCCUCCGACGUCUAAGAACUGACAUCUUGCUCCAGAGUACUGAAUGGUGCUUUUCUCCCAACCCAGUUUUUACCAGCACCUUACCUCCGACCUCAAACAACACGCAGCAGGCCCACAACAGGUCCACCUCCACACCGACGUGCUUCACGCACCCGGCAGGCCCACCCUUUCGUAAGCGGUUCAGAAUGGUCCGUUCAGGACAUGGAGGCCUCCGCAACGACUGCGCCCAGACAUGUUGCUGCAUCUACGCCGCGGCAGCAGCCGCAGGGCACUACCUUCACCUCCCAUUCUCAGUCUACGAUGCAGACCUGUCCACGCCUCACUUGUCUUCCAUCUAUCAAAUAGCUAGCCAUCGUAAAUUAGAACUGACCAUGAUAGAAGGGCACAAUGAUGAGGAUGUGGAGGAGGAAGAGGAGGAAGAAAUUGAUGACGAAGAGGAGGAAGCGGUACCUUCUACUGAUUGGGAUAGAAAUACAUCCGGGCAGAAAAAUAAGAUGAGGACCACGCAGGGUCACGCUCACACAAGGACAGAGGAAGAGAGGUGCGUGACUACUGGUGUGCAAGAGCAGGACGAGGACAGCGAGCAAGAAGACGAAGCUAACAGCAUCCGACCUCGCAAACGGGACUCUGUUGUUGACACAGAUCUUCAAAAGUUUCACUGUUGGCACCGUAGAGGUCACAGACAAGGACAAUUUGCUUCCUCUACAGGUGUUGUAGAGUAG